ACGCGCCGCGCGCUUAGCCACGCCCCCACCCUGUAGCGUUUUCCGGUGUCGAUGUUUGGUUGCUGCAAUUUCCAAAAUUCUGAGUAAUUUUAAACGGUUUUAUUUCCCGACAGCAAACGCGACACCGCUUCUCUUUAUAAUGGAUGUGUAGCGUGUAAUUAUCAUUCAGAAUAUUCAUGAGGGAGUUCUGACGUGUCCUCUGAACGGGAAGUUUGAGUGGUUUCGUCGUCUGUGUAUGUUUUGCGUGAGCUAUGUUAAACCCAACACAAACCUGCGGACUGCUGGUUUUAUUACUGAGUGUGUUCUGCGGUCAUUUCGGCUGGGGAUGGUUUAAAAACAACGCCAAGAGCGGAAGCCCACAGAAGGAGCCUGUUUACGGAAAUACUCCGGACAGCCAGGACCAAAGUUGCUUGUGUCACUUAACGGGGGUCUUGGACGACUGUUUCUGUGACAUCGAGAGCAUCGACGUCUUCAACAACUUCAAAAUUUAUCCUCAAAUCCGCAAGCUCACAGAGAGAGACUUCUUCCGAUACUACAAGGUGAAUUCAUGUCUUAAAGAGUUACUCUUGCUAUGUGAACCUCACAGAAUAUGUAUUUUCUGGAUUGAUUUUGGUGUUUGCUCGAUCAAAGACUGUCACGUAGAGCUAGAUUGAGUGAGUAAAGUUCCUGUAGGAAUUAAAUCUGGCAACUAUAACAAGGCCAGUCACGCGGUAAUGAGCUUGAGUGAUGUUAGAGAGUGUGAACAGGCUCAUGAACUGGGCGCCGUGAACAACACACUGAGUAAUCAGAGUAAGGAGGCGUUUGAAGACUGGGCUCAUCAUGACGACGCUCAGGAUCACUUCUGUGGGUUAGACGAUGAGAUGUCUCCUGAUGCGGAGUACGUGGAUCUGCUGCUGAAUCCGGAGCGAUACACCGGAUAUAAAGGACCCUCGGCCUGGAGAGUGUGGAACAGCAUCUAUGAGGAAAACUGCUUCAAUUUGUCUGUAACUCAACUCUCUCCUCUGUCUCUCCUCUCAGGUGAUGAUGAUGGUGAAGGAUUUUACACAUGGCUGGAGGGUUUGUGUUUUGUGUUUCGUGUGUUCUACCGUCUGAUCUCCGGCCUCCACAGCAGCAUCAACAUCCACCUGUGUGCCGAAUACCUGCUGGACGAGGUCUGGGGGAAGUCUGUCUGGGGUCCGAACCUGCACGAGUUCAGACGGCGCUUCGACCCGGCCGAGACCAAGGGCGAGGGCACACGCCGGCUCAAGAACCUCUACUUCCUGUAUCUGAUCGAGCUGCGCGCGCUGACUAAAGUGGCUCCGUACUUCGAGCGCUCCUUCAUCAACCUGUACACGGGAAACUCUCAGGAGGACACCAGCACCAAAGAGCUGCUGCUGCAGGUCCUCAACGAGACCAAAGCCUUCCCCAUGCACUUUGACGAGAGCUCCAUGUUUGCAGGCCAUAAAAUAGAGUCCAAGACACUCAAGGAGGAGUUCAGGCUUCACUUCAAGAACAUCUCUCGGAUCAUGGACUGUGUCGGCUGCAGUAAAUGCCGGCUCUGGGGAACGUUACAGACUCAGGGUCUGGGAACGGCCCUCAGGAUCCUGUUCUCCGAGAAAGAGAUCAAGAGCCUUCCAGAAAACAGUCCGUCCAAAGGCUUCCAGCUCACGCGGCAGGAGAUCGUGGCUCUGCUCAACCGUAAUUCGCCAUUUGGAUUCGCCAGAUGGACCAGGAAGCUGCUGCUGCGUCUGCUCCAGUCAAAGCCGUCCGUCGACAGACUGAGCGGAAAAAUCAGACCAGAUCAGCUCCUAUCAAUUUAA
This is a messenger RNA of Cyprinus carpio (common carp), 1799 nucleotides long. It is a transcript of the gene ero1b, whose product is annotated as endoplasmic reticulum oxidoreductase 1 beta. Gene Ontology annotation, molecular function: FAD binding; thiol oxidase activity; protein-disulfide reductase activity. Lineage: Eukaryota; Metazoa; Chordata; Actinopteri; Cypriniformes; Cyprinidae. The transcript has 17 exons. The record is from RefSeq and is a predicted model, not a curated record. Gene Ontology annotation, cellular component: endoplasmic reticulum membrane; endoplasmic reticulum. Gene Ontology annotation, biological process: protein folding in endoplasmic reticulum.